Molecule: messenger RNA, 1156 nt
Organism: Rattus rattus (black rat)
Lineage: Eukaryota; Metazoa; Chordata; Mammalia; Rodentia; Muridae
Gene: Plekhj1
Product: pleckstrin homology domain containing J1
Exons: 6
Coding region: 361-849 (162 amino acids)
Biological process (GO): endosome organization; retrograde transport, endosome to Golgi; receptor recycling
Cellular component (GO): recycling endosome; early endosome; trans-Golgi network
Source: RefSeq, a predicted model, not a curated record
GCUCCGCCCUAACUCUGUUGGCGCUGACUAUCGCGACAGGACUUAAACCUCAGGGCUCACAGGCCCGGGAACGAGCUUCGCGUAUCGUGAGGUGCUAUGAGUCUAAAUUUACACCCCACGUUUAGUGUGUCUGACGGUUAUUUAAGGACGGGCGAUUUCCUUCCCGUCCGACUCCUUGUUCUACUGCGUUGACCCACCAACUAGCGUCACGCAACACGCCCAACAACGCGCAGGCGCAGUAGCCCCGUUGGGACUUACGAGGUCGCUUCCUGAGACUUUUGUGGCGCUAGUAGCGGCUUCGGGCAGGACGGCGGCCGAGAGGCAGGGCGCGUUUUGGUUCGCGCGGAUCCGGGAGGCGAGAUGCGGUACAACGAGAAAGAGUUGCAAGCGCUAUCCCGGCAGCCGGCAGAGAUGGCGGCCGAGCUGGGCAUGCGGGGCCCCAAGAAGGGCAGCGUGGCCAAGAGGCGGCUGGUGAAGCUGGUGGUCAACUUCCUCUUUUACUUCCGCCCGGACGAGGCCGAGCCCCUCGGAGCCCUGUUGCUGGAGCGCUGCAGAGUGGCCCAGGAAGAGCCGGGAGGCUUCUCCAUCAGCUUCGUGGAAGACCUCAGCAGGAAAUAUCACUUUGAAUGCUGUAGCCAAGAGCAGUGCCAGGAGUGGAUGGAGGCUCUGCAGCGGGCCAGCUACGAAUACAUGAGACGGAGCCUCAUCUUCUACAGGAAUGAGAUCAGGAAGAUGACCGGCAAGGACCCGCUGGAGCAGUUCGGCAUCUCCGAGGAGGCCAGGUUCCAGCUGAGUAGCCUGCCUAAGGAUGCUUCUUGCAUUGGCUCCCAGCUACCUGUGUUGGACUGACCCCUCUGGCCCCCCCGCCCCCCCUGGCUACCCUGGGAAGUUUUGUUUUGUUUUUUAAAUAGGUUUAAAUACAUCUGUUCAAAGGUCCAGAGGAGGUAGGCAGGGUCUGUGGUCCUCGCUCUCCCUGCCAUCUCCCUGCUGGCACCCCUUGACUGUGCACAUCCAGGGACAGCGCCCCUGUCCAUGGCCAGAUGAAUGUAUAAUGCUAAAGCUGUGAACCCCACUCCUGCUGAUAGAGCAGGCGUUGGUGCUGGCCUUCAGUGCUGAGCCCACUCUUUAAUAAAGGUACCUCUUUUUGUGAAUCACA